UUCCCGCAGCUCCUCCCGCGGCCCCCCCGCUCCCGCAGCUCCGCAGUCCGGCGCAGCCCCGGCCGGAGAAAAUGGCGGAUCGCGCCGAGAUGUUCUCGCUCUCCACCUUCCACUCGCUCUCCCCGCCCGGCUGCAGGCCCCCCCAGGACAUCAGCCUGGAGGAGUUUGACGACGAGGACCUGUCGGAGAUCACGGACGACUGUGGCAUCGGCCUCAACUACGACUCGGACCACUAUGAGAAGGACUGCCUGGUGCUGGACCGCGGGGAGCAGCCCCACCCCGUCUGCACCUUCCAGGACGACUUCCAGGAGUUCGAGAUGAUCGACGACAACGAGGAGGAGGAGGAGGAGGAAGAGGAGGAGGAGGAGGGCAACGAUCUGGAAGCUCCGCCGUCCCCUUCGGCCUCACCCAUCCCCUCGCCCGCCCUGGAGGAGACGCAGAAGCACCGACCCACCACCCUCAACCUGACGGCCCCGGGCACCCAGGAUUCCCUGAACAACAACGGCAGCUUCCCACCGCCCGCUCACCGCACGACCUGGCAGGACGCCCUCCUCCACUCCUCCUCCUCCUCCUCUUCCUCACACACCGGACACUCGUCUCCCCACGCCUGCAUCCUGGACGGACCCUGCCUGGAGAGCCCGCGGGGCCCCGGGGGGGCCCCCCCCCUCGCUGCCGCCCUCCCCCUUGGACUCGCAAGGCAACAGCCCCGAGUCCCCGGCACAUGGUAACCAUCGCCCCCGAGUGCCGGGCAAGAUUUUAACAUGAACCUCAUCUCCUCAGCGCUCCGAGCUCCGCUGUCCCCGCCGCGCCCCCGCCAGCCGCCCCCUCAACCGUGUCUCUCUCCAACAGGGCCCGCGGCUCCCCCCGGCCCCCCCGACGCCGGCCCCCCGCCCCCGGCCCCCGCCGCUGCCCCCCGCGCCCCCACGCAGCCCGAGGCGGCCCGGGGGGCCUCCAGCCCGGGGUCCCCCCGCCCGCAGCCCGGGGUCCCCCCGCGGCCCCCCGAGGAGCGGGCGGACGGCGGCCGCGUGUGCCCCCCGGAGCCGCUCAGCUCCGACGGGGAGGGCCCCCGGUCCGGCCGGGCGGCCAGCGUGCGCGGGCACCCCUCGGGCUCCUCGGAGACCACCUCGCCCUCCUCGGACCCCGGCAUCGAGGCCGACCUCACCAGCCGCACCGCCAAGCCCUUCCUGCCCGGCGGGCGGCACGGGGAGGACCUGAGCUCGCCCGGCUCCGACUCGGACGUGGAGGGGGAGCUCGAGGCGGCCUUCGCCGGCGGGCGCCUGGUGAGCAACAUGAUCUCCUCCAUCUCGGAGACCGAGCUGGACCUGAGCAGCGACAGCAGCAGCGGCCGCUCCUCCCACCUCACCAACUCCAUCGAGGAGGCCAGCUCGCCCGGCUCCGAGGGGGAGCUGGAGCCGGAGCUGGAGGCGACCGGCCUGAUGGGCAUCAAGGACUCGCUGCUGCUCGACAAGGGCAAGGAGGAGGAGGAGGAGCCCGCGGAGAGGGGGCCGCCGGAGCGCGGCGUGGUGAGGAGGGAGAGCCUGGCCGAGCUGAAGAUGGAGGGGUACUACGACAGCCUGGACCCGGCCGACCGCCCCGCGCCCGAGGGCCAGACCGAGGUCUCCGCCUCCAGCCCCCUGGACCUGAAGAUCGACCCCGACCACAGCCUGGAGAGCAUCCGCCGCUCCUUCUACCUGCCCGUGGGGCCCAAGCUGAUGCCCGAGGCGGACGAGGAGGACAACAGCGAGUACGACUCCGACUCGGAGUCGGAGCCCGACCUGAGCGAGGACUCGGACUCGCCCUGGCUGCUCAGCAACCUGGUCAACAAGAUGAUCUCGGAGGGCUCGUACCCCAUCAAGUGCCCCGACGAGUGCUUCCAGAACACCCACUCGCUGUGCGACACCAUCUCCCCGGCCUCCGACCUGGAGCCCGAGAUCCUGAGCGAGGCGCUGGACGAGGAGCCCGUCCCGCGGGACUCUCCGGCGGGGCCGGGGGAGGCGGCGGUGCCGCGGUGCCAGCGCGGCGCCAUCGAGCUGGUGGACAUGGAGACGCUGCGCAGCUCCCUGGAGCGCGCCGAGGACGAGCGAGGCCUGGACGCCGCCGCGGAGCCGCCGCCGCCGGAGCCGCCGGCCGAGGAGCCGGGCCCCUUCCUCUUCCUCAGCAACCCCACCAACGACACCAUCGCGCCCGUCUUCCCGGGGCGCCCCGUCACCCUCGACAGGCUGGACGCCUCCGAGGUCCUGGCCACCUUCGGCUGCCGUCCCGCGCCGCCGCGCGUCCCACCGCGCGCGUCCCCUGGCGCCGAGCCCGCCGUCACCGGGAACCACCGCGGCGCCGGGGACCACCGCGGCUCCGGGGAGCAGCGCCCCGCCGGCCCCGAGGGCUGGGCCGUCGACAGGGACCUGGACUCGGGGGUCCUGGAGGCCGACGACAUGAUCGAUGACGUCCGGUUAGUGCCCCCCGACGCCGGCCCCGCCGCGCUGGACGUCUCCACCGCCAAGACCAACCGCGGCUUCGCCAUGGCCUUCGACGAGGACGAGGGGCCCUUCCCGCCCGGCUCCCCCUUCCCCGCGGCCCCGCGGCGGGGCAGCCUCGGCGGGGAGCUGCCGCCCGUCCCCGGGGCGCCGGAGCCGCCGGCACUGGACGAGUCGCUGGCCUACGACUCGGUGAAGUACACGCUGGUGGUGGACGAGCACACGCAGCUGGAGCUGGUGAGCCUGCGGCGCUGCACGUCCGUGCUGAGCGACGACAGCGACCUGCUGCGCGCCUGCGACCGCUGCGACGUGGACGACGAGGUGGCCUUCGGGGACGGGCUGGUGGCCCCCGACGCGCGCAGCUCCUCCGAGGACUCGUCCCCCGAGGCCGACCUCCAGUUCUCCAAGAAGUUCCUCAACGUCUUCGUCAACAGCACCUCGCGCUCCUCCAGCACAGAGUCCUUCGGGCUGUUCUCCUGCAUGGUGAACGGGGAGGAGCGGGAGCAGACCCACCGCGCCGUCUUCAGGUGAGCAGCAACCCCAGCCACGGG
Molecule: messenger RNA, 3022 nt
Organism: Neopelma chrysocephalum (saffron-crested tyrant-manakin)
Lineage: Eukaryota; Metazoa; Chordata; Aves; Passeriformes; Pipridae
Product: C-Jun-amino-terminal kinase-interacting protein 2-like
Biological process (GO): regulation of JNK cascade
Cellular component (GO): cytoplasm
Source: RefSeq, a predicted model, not a curated record